Messenger RNA from Lagenorhynchus albirostris (white-beaked dolphin), 829 nucleotides. RefSeq names its product mitochondrial ribosomal protein L34 (gene MRPL34). NCBI's taxonomy places the organism in Eukaryota, Metazoa, Chordata, Mammalia, Artiodactyla, Delphinidae. Gene Ontology annotation, cellular component: ribosome; mitochondrial large ribosomal subunit. The record is from RefSeq and is a predicted model, not a curated record. Gene Ontology annotation, molecular function: structural constituent of ribosome. The coding region runs from base 84 to 371 and encodes 95 amino acids. The transcript has 2 exons. Gene Ontology annotation, biological process: translation.
AUUUCCCAGAAGUCCUCGUCCCGCAGCUGCGGAACCUAUGGGCUUUGAAAUAGCUGCCACCGGACGGCGUGCCGGCGGCGGACAUGGCUUUCUCGACCAGAUUGGUGGGGCGCCUGUUGGGGCCAGUCAGUAGGUCAGCGGCGCUUUUGGGUGGCAGGUGGCUCCAGCCCCGGGCCUGGCUGGGGCUCCCCGACGCCUGGGGACUCCCCGCCGUGCAGCAGACCCGGGGCAAGGCGCGCGGGAACGAGUAUCAGCCGAGCAACAUCAAGCGCAAGAACAAGCAUGGUUGGAUCCGGCGCUUGAGCAGGCCAAGCGGCGUCCAGGUCAUUCUUCGCCGCAUGCACAAGGGUCGAAAAUCAUUGAGCCACUGAGCAGCGCGACGCUGCCCGCUGGACCCCCCCCCCCCACCAUUAAAGCAUUUUUCCUCGCUGACGACUGGGACUCGGACGGACAUGAAUUCUCAGAUUUCGGGGUUGGCCCAGGGGAAGAAUUGUGGGAUUGGACUGGAAGAGGGAGUGGGAAGUCAGACCUUGCCAAGUGCCUUUUUACGCUUUUGAAUUAGGAAGAAUUUCGAACAUGUGCAUCAGUCCACAGAAUGGUACAGUGAACGCCCUUGUAACCUGGUACACCGCUCUACCCACAACCUAUCCUGCCCUCUCCUGAGGUGCAAAUCUCGGGCAGCAGGUUAUUUCUUCUGUAAAUAUUUCAGAACUCACUUCUCUAAGAUAAUGGCCCUUUAAUACAUAUUCACAAAGCUUUUCAAAGCUAAAAAAAAAAGGUCAACAAUUCCUUCAUGUCAUUAAAAAUCUAAUAAAUGUUCAAAUUUUCA